ACGAACCAAAUUGGUUACGUGUUUAUCUGGUAACGAAACAAACGAGCAAUUAUUUGAUGGUCUCCGUCAGCUCCGCCAUUACUAAUUCCCUGCAGGAAUACAGAUAUUCGGCAAUAGACUCUAAGUACUAUCAGCGAAAGUCUUAAAGUAUAUCCGUCUCUUAAUUCACGUCGACAACGUAAUGGAGGCGUUUCAUCGCGGAAUGUGAAGACAUCCAUCUGAUGCUCGAUAAAGGAUUAGGUCAUCCCUCCCGUUGCCGAGGAUCCCGUUUCCGUGAAGGUUUCGACGGUGACUCAAAUUCAUGUGAGAGAAGAGAAUCGAGGAUUACGUCCGUGAUAAAAAUUACUCUCGCAUACGCAAUGCCAGUGAACGAACCGGAUGCGGAAAUUUUCGAAAGGGAUCAAUCACAGUAUCAGGUUGUUAAUGGCGCACGUCACGAAGAAAAUGACAGAAUGUUAGCAAAGCAGGAAGUAAUCAACGAGAACGGUAAAUCCUGGAUAUCGCCGAAUUCUGUUGGUACUCGAGGGAUUAGCCCAUCAAGAACAAAGGAAUUACCGGAGUUAUCUCGAACGACAUCGAGGACGGAAGCCGUUAGGCAAGAUGUCAGGAGGUUGAAGAGCGCCACGUUGGAUAGAAUGGGGAAGAUGUUUAAAGCGCGUACGCCUGCUGCAGGAAGGUCUUUUUUAGGUUUGAAUACUAAUAUAACAAGCGUAGAUAACGAAAAAACAUCGAGAAAUGAAAAAACAAACUCUUUGGGGAGGAUGUUUAAACUUGUCGACAAAGACGGUUCGCCCAGGAAGCUUUUUGUUCAUUCCCGAGCCGUAUCGCUGAGUCGUAUACUACGUAGGAAUCCUCAUAAUGAGAACAAUGGAAUUAUCGAUAAACCUGCGGAGGACACCGGACGUGGAAUUCUCUCUAGAAUGUUCAACCAACUGAGAGGUCGUUCUGUGAGCGGAACUACCACUAAGCCUGAUGAACACAAGCAUCCACACAACAAACUUGAUUCUUCAUUAGAAUUGUCAUCAGAAAUGCCAUUAAAUUCGAAGACUACUAAUAUUAUGUAGGCAUUAUUAGUGUCUAAAGAAUCCGACUAGAUGUCGUUUCUUGGGAGACAUUUGUAUUAAUCUUGACUUUAUUGUAAUAAAAUUUAUUUUUAAUUA
This is a messenger RNA of Trachymyrmex cornetzi, 1160 nucleotides long. RefSeq lists its product as uncharacterized. The coding region runs from base 222 to 1064 and encodes 280 amino acids. The transcript is spliced from 6 exons. Lineage: Eukaryota; Metazoa; Arthropoda; Insecta; Hymenoptera; Formicidae. The record is from RefSeq and is a predicted model, not a curated record.